Molecule: messenger RNA, 1761 nt
Organism: Kluyveromyces marxianus DMKU3-1042
Lineage: Eukaryota; Fungi; Ascomycota; Saccharomycetes; Saccharomycetales; Saccharomycetaceae
Gene: fnx1
Product: MDR family MFS transporter
Exons: 1
Coding region: 1-1761 (586 amino acids)
Biological process (GO): basic amino acid transport; transmembrane transport
Cellular component (GO): fungal-type vacuole membrane
Molecular function (GO): basic amino acid transmembrane transporter activity
Source: RefSeq, a predicted model, not a curated record
AUGGAAGAAACUGAUCGCACUUCACUUUUACAGUCCGCUCGUGAUAAAAUGAAUCCGGAGCUAGCUGAAGGCUUGCCAGCAUAUGUUGGUGUGGAAGUUGCGGAAGCGGAAAACCUAUUAGGGGAUGAGGGAAAUGAACGAGGAGUUUCUGACUUUUCUGAGUCUGACGACAAGAAGUCCGAUAUGGCUCAAACAAGGCUAAAUAUUAUUAUAGGUUCAAUGUGUUUAGGAUCCUUUUUGGCAGCACUAGACAAUACUAUUGUCACCACUUUACUUUCUCAUAUUGCUUCUGAAUUUAAUGAGUUAUCGCGUAUUUCGUGGAUUGCUACUGCGUAUUUAUUGAGUAGUGCUACUUUUCAACCUUUGUAUGGGAAGAUCUCAGAUAUAUUUGGUAGAAGGCCUCUUAUCAUCAUAAGUAACCUAUUUUUUAUCGUGGGCUGCUUGAUUUGUGGCUUAUCCAAGAAUCUAUGGACUUUGGUCAUUGGAAGAUUUAUUGCCGGUAUUGGUGGUGGUGGAGUUACCUCUUUAGGUAGCAUUACUGCAAGUGAUAUUGUACCCUUGAGGUCAAGAGCGUUAUAUCAGGGAAUAUUCAACUUCUUCUUUGGCAUGGGUGUUGCCAUUGGUGGUUUAAUCGGUGGUUGGUUCAGUGAAAGCAAAAAUGGUUGGAGAAUGGCCUUCUUAAUUCAGGUACCAUUGUCAACCAUUAGUUUAAUCCUUAUUAUCACAUUUUUGAAGCUACCUAAGGGCUGUAAGGGUCUAGGUCUUGUAUCAAAUGGUGUAAAUGGCAAGAUUAAUGUAUUUAACAAGUUGAAAAGUAUUGAUUGGUAUGGAUCUUUUACUCUUGUUACAUUUUUGUUCAGUUUCAUGUUGGCUAGUUCCCUCGGGGGUAAAGAAAUUGCCUAUAGCUCCAUAAUUUUCAAGCUUCUCUUAUUCGUAAUUAUCGUAUCUGGUGGUUUAUUCGUUUAUGUGGAACUAUACAUUUCUGCGGAUCCCAUUUUACCAAUUAGAUUCUUGUCGAACAGGAGCAUUUUAGGUGCCUCUUUUGCAAACUGGUUCUGUAUGAUGAGUAGCAUUACUUUGACAUUCUAUGUGCCUGUUUACUGGUCAAGUGUUCUAAAUCUAUCCCCAACGGAAAUGGGUAAACGUAUAGCGCCAAAUUUCUUUAGUACUGCUUUUGGUUCUAUGGGUGCAGGAUACUACAUGAAGAAAACUGGUCGGUAUUAUAGUUUCCUAUUGAAAUUCGCCGGUCUAAUGGCAAUAGGACAGCUUCAAAUUCUAUUAAUGAAGCCGGAUAUCAGUACAUGGAGGCAGUUUACACUCUUGCCGAUUCCACAAUUCGGAGCAGCUGUUCUAAUUACUGUUACUCUUCUCGCUAUGAUCGCCGCAGUCCCUCAUGAACAUCAAGCCGCUACUACUUCCAUUUCGUAUGCCUUUAGAUCUACUGGUAGCACCCUCGGUGUCUCCAUAGGUGCUGCAUUGUUUAGAAACAGGCUAUCGAGCAGGCUAUACGAGGACGUUUUAGGGUUUGAAUCCGAGGAAUAUUCAAGGGAAUAUUUGUUGUCCAUUGUUCGUAAGGCUGUGGAAUCUUCUGAGUAUGUACAUACAAAAGCUCCGAAGUUUAUACAAGGGACCUUGAUACAUUGUUACGAAAGCGCUUGCCAUUUGACGUUCAGUUUCUGUUUCGUCAUAUGUAUUCUAGCGUGGAUCUCCUGCAGCAUCAUUAAAGAAUACAAGUUACACACUUCUAUGGAGCGUAAAUGA